AGGAUGUAUAAAACCUUCCCCAUCAUCUUCCCCAAAAUUCACACUCACUCUCUCUUUCACCUGCAAAUCGGAAAUGGCAACAGCUUCAUUCCACGCUCCUUCACUCUCCUCUUCCUCUGCUCUUCUUCUGGAUAAAAAAAGCUCAAGGUUCCAAGUUCGAUCCCUACACCCGAUCGCUUCUUUCAAAUCUCACAGAUCAUAUGGUCAAAUCCGAGCCUCCUUCACUGAUUUCUCUGCUUCUCCCAAUACUGGUGGAAGGACUGAAUUAGAUGCUUUGUCACGAUAUAGCGAAGUUGUACCGGAUACUGUUGUCUUCGAUGAUUUCGAGAGGUUUCCUCCAACUGCUGCCACUGUUAGUUCAUCUCUUCUACUGGGAAUUUGCAGCCUCCCUGAUACAACUUUUAAGGGUGCUGUGGAUACUGCAUUGGCAGAUAAGGAGUGUUAUGGUGUAGAGACCCCAAAUGCUCGAAUGACAUGUUUCGUGAAUAAGGCUUUAGUAAAUGUUGGUGCUGAGCUAUCAAGGCUAGUGCCUGGCCGUGUUUCAACUGAAGUAGAUGCUCGCCUUGCAUAUGAUACACAUGCCAUUGUUGCGAAGGUGCAAGACCUAUUACAAUUAUACAAUAGCAUUGACAUCCCUGCAGAGCGUUUAUUAUUCAAAAUCCCCUCAACUUGGCAAGGAAUUGAGGCAGCAAGAAUCUUGGAAUCUGAGGGUAUACAGACACAUAUGACUUUUGUGUAUAGCUUUUGUCAGGCUGCAGCUGCUGCUCAGGCUGGUGCUUCCGUUAUUCAAAUUUUUGUUGGUCGCCUUAGGGAUUGGGCACGCAACCACAGUGGUGAUCCUGAGAUUGAAGCCGCCCUUAAAAGAGGAGAAGAUCCGGGAUUGGCUUUGGUGACAAAAGCUUACAAUUAUAUUCACAAAUACGGGCAUAAAUCGAAAUUGAUGGUUGCCUCAAUCCGAAACAAGCAAGACGUGUUCAAUGUUUUAGGGGUUGAUUAUAUCAUCACUCCGUUGAAGAUAUUGCAAGCUCUUAAAGAAUCUGUGACUCCUGAUGAUGAGAAAUAUACAUUUGUCAAAAGAUUAUCCUCACAAUCAGCUACUGCUUAUAACUUCACUGAUGAAGAGUUGGUGAAGUGGGACCAACUUAGCUUUGCUUCGGCAAUGGGGCCCGCAGCGUUGGAACUUCUGACGUCUGGAAUGGACGGUUAUUCCAACCAAGCAAAGAGGGUCGAGGACUUAUUCGGAAAGAUAUGGCCACCACCAAACGUUUGAGCAAACGUUUCUGAACUCAAUCUCGUUAUCUUGUUUGUAAUCCUCGUUUGAAAGCAACAACGUUGCUAUGUUACUUGCAUAACUCUUUCGACAUCCAUGUUUUCGCUGAUGAUAAAUGAGAAGAUACAUUGUUGUACGGU
Molecule: messenger RNA, 1410 nt
Organism: Cynara cardunculus var. scolymus (artichoke)
Lineage: Eukaryota; Viridiplantae; Streptophyta; Magnoliopsida; Asterales; Asteraceae
Product: transaldolase
Exons: 13
Coding region: 74-1270 (398 amino acids)
Biological process (GO): pentose-phosphate shunt; carbohydrate metabolic process
Cellular component (GO): intracellular anatomical structure; cytoplasm
Molecular function (GO): transaldolase activity
Source: RefSeq, a predicted model, not a curated record